Daphnia magna is the source of this 398-nucleotide messenger RNA. RefSeq lists its product as uncharacterized. NCBI's taxonomy places the organism in Eukaryota, Metazoa, Arthropoda, Branchiopoda, Diplostraca, Daphniidae. The transcript has 2 exons. The record is from RefSeq and is a predicted model, not a curated record. Bases 18 to 398 code for a protein of 126 amino acids.
CUCUGUCAACACUCACCAUGAACAAACUCACUUUGAUUACUUGCCUCGUCGUCUUUGUCGGUGCCGCUUCGGCAAAUCCUGCUGUUCGGGAAAGCCGGCAUGCAGUUCCGGUUGGAAUGUUCAACGGAAUGGUCCUGGUGGAUGACGAUAUGGCAGAUACCCGCAACGUUAUGUCUGACGAAAUUGCCAUCCCAACAGUCUUACGCAAUCCAGUUAUCGUCCCUCCAUUUACUCCGGAUCAACAAACCGAACAACAGCGCCUUACAAUUGCCUUAGGUGGACGUCCAUAUGGAGGAUAUUACGGCGGUCGCCCAUGGGGCCCAUACGGCCGUCCUUGGGGCCCGUACGGAAGGCCCUGGGGUCCAUACAUCCCAAGCCGCCCAUGGGGUCCUUACUAA